UUUACCGGAUCUUCGUCACUGCCAUCGUAACAACAGCAUAUUAUAUCGAAAUGGCAUCUCCCACCCACGUAGCUCAAGGUUAGGUUUCUGAGUCCACCAGGUCGAUCGAACGCAACCAGAUCAAACCAUGUCCGCCGCCGGCGUUGUCCGUUUAUCGCGGUCGGCCACCAGCGUCGUCGCCAAAGCGGCGAGCGGGUUCCACCUGCUGCGCAUCGACGGCUACUCGCAGGCCAAGACGGUCCUCCCCGGCGAGAAGAUCUCCUCCACGGGCUUCACCGUCGGCAGCGAGUCCUGGCGCAUGGACUACUACCCCAACGGCCGAGACGCCGCCGCGAGAUCCAACCACGCCUCUGUCUACAUCCAGCUCACCGACGACCGCACCCGGCGCCCCGUCCAGGCGCGGUACAAGUUCAGCCUGCUGGACCACGCCGGCAACACCGCGUACGAGCUCCCGGCCGAGACCGGCUCCUUCACCGGCAUCCCCGAACCCGAAGUCGACGACCAUUACUACCACCCUUUUUACUCCCCCCGCCCGCGCAUGCGCGCCUUCAGGAGCCCUGCCGCUGCCGGCGACGAAGAAGGCCCGGGAUGCGGCCACGAGCAGUUCAUCGGGAGGGAAGAGCUGGAGCAUCUGAUCCGCGACGACUUCCUCGUGGUCCGGUGCGACGUCGGCCUUACGGAGAUGACGUGCUCGCGUCUGGCAGCGGACGAGAUCGACAACUGGGAAGAUGAUGAUGAAGGUGGUGAGGCGGAGGAGGGAUCAAGGAUUCGUCCGCGGCCGGCAGCGGGUGGGUCUUCGUCUACCUGCAGAUCCGGGCUAGCCGCGCCAACGACAACGACUACACUGUCAUGGCGCGAUUCAGGAUCUGCUUACUCGGCCAAGACAGGCGAGAGGUGCCAUCCUACGGCAGACAGUCGGGCCAGAUCCGCGCCUUUGCUCCCGGGGACGAACGGGGAUACCGCCGCUUCAUCGAGGCUUGCGCCUUGCACGGCUACCUGGGAGACCAGGAUCGAUUCAGAGUCAGAGUCAGGUGCAAUUAAUAUCCUCCUCUACGGCAUUUGCGCCGAACCCGCUCUCGCCCAGCGGCCCGUCAUCGUAGCACCGUCCGACCUGCACCGGCAGCUCCUUGCCCUAUUGAGGAGCGGACGGAGAGGGGACGUGGCGUUCUCGGUGGGCGGCGAGCUGUUCGCGGCGCACAAGUACAUGCUCGCCGCUCGGUCCCCCGUGUUCAUGGCGGAGCUCUUCGGCCCAAUGCAAGCGAAGAACAGUCCUGUAGUGCGGGUAGACGACAUGGAGCCGAGUGUCUUCGAGGCCAUGCUCGAGUUCAUCUACAGCGACUCGCUGCCGGAGAUCGACGUCGGCGAGACGCUGGAGAUGGCCCAACACCUCCUCGUGGCGGCCGAUAGGUAUGAUCUGCAAAGUUUGAAGUCGAUCUGCAAGGACAUGUUGUGUGGCAACAUUGACACGCGCACGACAGCAACCGCCCUAACACUGGCCGAGCAGCAUGGUUGUGGCGGGCUGAAGGACGCAUGCAUAUUGUACCUCUCGGCACGGGCACCUGGAGGCCGUCAUGGUGAGCGACGGCUUUCCACACCUGACAGAGAGCUGCCCCGCCCUCCACAUGGACAUCGUCGACCAGACCAAGUCCGUGUCUCACGUUCUCAAGAUUAUCGGCUACUCUAA
Molecule: messenger RNA, 1684 nt
Organism: Triticum aestivum (bread wheat)
Lineage: Eukaryota; Viridiplantae; Streptophyta; Magnoliopsida; Poales; Poaceae
Product: BTB/POZ and MATH domain-containing protein 1-like
Exons: 2
Coding region: 128-1684 (518 amino acids)
Biological process (GO): protein ubiquitination
Molecular function (GO): protein binding
Source: RefSeq, a predicted model, not a curated record